AAAACACUACUCUUGGUAUAAUUUUUAACUGAAUGGAUUAAGGAACAAAUUUAUGGUAUAAAAAUUAAAAAUGGAUAAUUUUCGGCAAAGAUUGUGUUUUUCUGCGCCGACAGUUUCAGACAUUUUAAUGGAUAGCGAAAGAAAAAAUGAAUUUCAAGAUCUAACUACAUUUUUUGGUACAGAUGAACUAGGCAAUACGAUAAUAAUGAAUGUUAACCAAACAUAUAGUUUUAGUCAAUCACACUCUUUAGUAUACGUCCAAGAUCAGAGCGGCCUUGAGUUCAUUAAUAAAGAAACAGUUAAUGGAUCUUAUGAGUUUUCUAGUUGGAAAACUCCCAGUCUCCAAUUUCAGUGUAUAGUGCCGAUGCAAACAUGGAGAAUCGUCUUUAGUGGUUGUCUAAGAAAUUCCAAGAACCUUCGUCAUGUGAAAAUAAAUUUCUUAUGGAAGCCAUUCGGAUUUCCAGUGUACUGCAAUAAAGAAAAUACAUUUUUCAAACACGAAAUUGAUGAUACUGAUCCAAACAUCACUCAAAAUAUAUUGGGAUUCGAUCAAUUUGGUCAAAUAUCUGGCAUAAUGGUUGUAGAUGGAAAAAAAGAAUUAAUAAACAUGCGCGCAAUCAAAUUAAGACGUUGGAAUAUAGGAAUCGGUGACUCAUCAUUAUAUAUUGGAUUUAUAGAUAAUAGUAUUUGUUCAGUUCAAAAAUUAAAAGGGAUUACCUGUAGUGGUCAUUUUAAAAUUAAUUUAAAACACGAAAUACUCGCACCCAACAAUGGAAUGUGUUUAUUAGACGAAGAAAAAUGUAAAGCAUCAAUUACAAUACAACAUGAAGAUUUUAAUUUAAAUGAAAAUUUGAAAAUUCGAAACCCAAUUAUUAUGAACAAUGUAUCGAUUGAAACGAUUUUUGGAGAUUUCCCAAAGUCAAAAGGAAUACUUAUUUGUCUUAGAGAUACGCCGAAAAAUGAUGCAAAAAUAAAACGGGAACUGAUUCCUGAGACGGACCAUAACAAUUUAACUGUAAACUUAGAAUCGGAGUUAUGCAUGUUUAGCAAUAUUGUAGGGAACAAAGCAAAAUCUUUGUUUCUAUUAAAAAAAGCUAUAACCAAUGGUUCGAUCAUCGAUGCCAUUGUUCCGAAUGGUAUAUGUAUCACAACGACAGCGAUGAGAAACCAUAUUAACAAGAAUGAAGAUUUAUCGAUUGGUUUAAAAGACUUAAUCAAAAUAGCUACAGAAGAUAGCAAUUUUGAACAGUUGUCAAAUUACUGUCGACGAUUGCAAAAUCUUUGGCGAUCGUCAAAGAUAAGCGCUGAGUUACUGGAGGCGAUUUCGAACUACACUGUCGAACAUGGUAUAUACGCCAUCCGAUCGUCUGGAAUGUACGAAGACGACGAAUUCACAUCUUCGGCUGGCCAAUAUGUCACUGUGCUUGACUGCGCUGGUCAUUUGGACGACGUCGUAACGGCUGUUUUGGAAUGUUGGUCGUCGAAUUUCUCGACUCGAGCUCUAACAUACCGAAAAAAUAACGGACAACCUUUGAUGUGUGUUAUGGCCGUGAUUGUACAAGAACAAGUAACCGGGCAAGGUGUAGCGGGUGUCAUGUUCACCAGAGACCCAAACACCGGUGAUCCUGAAAAAAUCACCAUAGCAUUAAGUUAUGGCUUGGGUGAAAGUGUUGUCUCAGGAUCUGUCGAACCCAUAUCUAUCGUUAUUUCAAGGUCGCAAUUCACGACAGUCCAUGAGGAUCCUGUUACAAGGCUUUUUAAUUUCAAGAUGGAAAACAACGUAUGUCAUACAAAACCGUGUAUUUCCGAUGAUGUAUUGAAAAAGUUGGUCUACCUCUGCGUACAAAUAGAAAGUGUAUUUGGAUCACCUCAAGACAUUGAGUGGGUGAUUGUAGAGGAUCGCGUUUAUCUUCUCCAGUCCAGACCAAUCACGUCAAUAUUCGCUUGGACCAAUGACGAAAUCACGCGGGAAUUUGAUACACCAUUUACAUGCGACGACGUAGUCAUGUUUUACAACGUCAAAGAAGUCUAUCCCAACCCCAUGCAUCCGCUGUCGUUGACUUUGGAUUUCUUUUCGAUGUACCCGCUUUUCAAAUUAACUGUAAGAGAACCAACCGAAAUCUAUCGCAACAAACAGUUGUUUUACACCCAUUACAAUCUGUGUCUUAACGUUUGCCAAAUAUUUCAAGAUUUAGAACCUCAUAGCGUAUUUGUGAAAAUAAUCGAGUAUUCGAUAGCCGGGAAAUCCUUUUUAACGAAUGAUAUGUGGGAGAAAAUACUAUCGAAAAAUCGUAAUUCAGCAUUGAAAAAAAUUUUUAAAUCUAUUUCUACGCUCAAGGAUACAUUAUUCCUUGAAUCGCGGUUGGCUGAAACACAAAAAUUGAUUUGUAGUGUGAAUGUGGAACAAUCAGAUUCAUCUUUGAGUAUUUUAAGCAAAAUCAACAAUGUUUUGGAUAUUUUUGAAAAGGUCACUUUUUGUCACAUAGCCUCAAGCUCAAAUAACAUCGUGUCUCAUACUCUGCUGGCGAUUAUAGGACUUGAUUUCAAUAAAGACUCACCAACAGAAUCUCUAUCGAAUUUAGCGUCUUCAAUAAAUACACCGGAUAUAAUAAACGUUUCUAUUCUAACAGAUAUACAAGAUAUUGCCUGCGUUAUAUCUGAAAUGUCUAAUAAAGAAGAUUUCUGUAAUUUGCCUGUUGAAAACUGCUACGAUUGGUUGAAAUUAAAUUGUGAAAAAGGUUAUGAUAAAGUGCAAGAUUUUAUCAACAAAUAUGGCCAUCGUGGUGUACAAGAACUAGAUUUUGGUUCUGAAACCUGGUCAACCGAACCUAAUCGUUUGUUCUCGUGUCUACAGUCAUUGGUAUCGCUUGGCCAUCGUCAAUCUCCUGUGAAACCAAUAGAAAACCAUUCUAGUACGGUUCCUAGGGGAUAUAUUAAACAAAUGGUGUUCAAUUACUUAUUAAGGAAAUAUCGUCAGAGCAUUACAUACAGAGAACAAUCUAAAGAUAUGUUGGUUCAGAUCACACACAAGCUGAGAUUAGGCUAUCGAAAACUUGGCGAAAAUCUUGCAGCGGAUGGUAAAAUACCGGAUUGGAAACUAAUAUUUUUUAUGUCUCAGUUCGAAGCGAGAAAGAUCUGUGAAAAUAAUUACUGUCCUUUAAUCGUACAUAAAGCGCUGAAAAGACGAAAGUUAUGGCCUACAUUGUCCUCGUUGCAGUUCGACGAUGUGUGUUGUGGAUCACCGGUUCCUAAAAACUUAAUAGAUAAGGAAUCUAUAGACAGUUCGACACGAUUAAAAGGUUGCUGUGUAUUUCCUGGACGGGUAAAAAACCGGGCAUGUGUAUUAGAGCACAUCGAAGACACACGUUGUCUACGAUCAGGAGACAUUUUAAUCGUAAAAUCUGUUGACAUAGCUUGGUCACCAUAUUUUCCAAUUAUUUCCGGUUUGGUCACGGAGAUCGGUGGUAUAAUAUCUCACGGUGCUGUUGUCGCUAGAGAAUACGGUUUACCUUGUCUCGUCGGAGUGCAAAAUGCCAAAAAAUAUUUCAAAUCUGGUGAUAUGGUAAUUUUAGACUCUGAAAAAGGUUUCAUUAUUAAAGAUAACAUGACGAAUUGAUCAGAUUUAUCACAAUAAUAUAUAUUUAUAUCAAAUUUUUAAGUAAAAUAUAAAAUAAAUUGAGAACAAUACAAAAA
Sipha flava (yellow sugarcane aphid) is the source of this 3693-nucleotide messenger RNA. Its product is annotated as putative phosphoenolpyruvate synthase. Gene Ontology annotation, biological process: phosphorylation. Gene Ontology annotation, molecular function: kinase activity; ATP binding. The transcript is spliced from 28 exons. Lineage: Eukaryota; Metazoa; Arthropoda; Insecta; Hemiptera; Aphididae. The record is from RefSeq and is a predicted model, not a curated record. Bases 71 to 3616 code for a protein of 1181 amino acids.